AUGAUCAGCGGCGAAGGAGAUAUCGUUCAAUUGGACAAGAUGUACAACCAGAUGAAGACCGAGAGAGACGCUGCCACCGCUGAGGUUGCCGACCUCAAGGCCAAGGUUGCCAACUUGGAGAAGUCCCUCGAAACCAGCAAUGACAAUAUCAGCCGCAUGGAAAAGGAGAGAGACAACGCGGUUGCCCAGGCAACUGAGAACAAGCAGAAGCUCGACAUUGGUUUCGCCGCCUUCACUAAGCAGUUCAACCAGUUCAACGAGACCGAAAAGCAGAAAGACGCCGCAGUCUCUGAUGCUGCCAAGAACAAGCAGGAGAGGGAUACCGCUGUCGCUGAUGCCACCAAGACCCGGGAGAGGCUGGAUGGCAGUUUUGCGUACUUCACCAGGAUGUUUAGCCACAUGAAAAAGGAGAGAGAUCUGGCUAAGGAGAGAAACGUGGCCAAGAAGGAGAGUGUUGUUGCCUACAAGGAGAGAGAUUGGGCGCUCGCCAGAGCCGGCAAGGCCAAGCAUAUCCUGGAUAACGACAAUGCCAGUUUCAUCAAGCAGCUCGACGAGGAGAAGCUAGGUAUCGAUGACGGCAAACAGGCCCUCAAAACCGCAAUGGCCAAGUCCGAUCGUGAGAUGAAGAAGAUGAAGUCUUCAACGAGAAGGCCCAAGAGGUGGAAUCUUUGGAGGGCGAGGUCGAGGCCUUGA
This is a messenger RNA of Podospora bellae-mahoneyi, 693 nucleotides long. RefSeq lists its product as uncharacterized. The coding region runs from base 1 to 693 and encodes 230 amino acids. The transcript is spliced from 2 exons. The record is from RefSeq and is a predicted model, not a curated record. Lineage: Eukaryota; Fungi; Ascomycota; Sordariomycetes; Sordariales; Podosporaceae.